UUUAAUAACAAACCAACUGGAAAAUGACAUCCAGAGUUCACGUGGAAACGCGGGUGGAUGCGGUAUGGAAGAAUGUCAAAACUUCAUAGAUCCCCUUUAGCUAAAAUAAAGGAUGAAUCUUAAAAAUGCUAAAAUAAAAAUCAAGUGCAUUCAGUAAGAAAACAUUUUAUCAACUGACAUAGUUGAUAAAAAUGUACUUUAUUAGAUGUUGGAGAAGAAGCACCGCUGUCGUAACGUCGAUAAGGUCAAUUCCAGCGAAAAGGCUCUUAUGUUCUGGGUCAGAGGAUGACACUGUUUUCGCCCUGUCGUCGGGUCAGGGCAGGUGCGGGGUGGCUGUAGUUCGGGUCAGUGGUCCGUCAUCAGCACUCGCUGUCCGCAGUCUGACCCGCGUGCUUCCCGCCGCUCGCAUCGCCAGUCUCCGCAGCAUCAUACAUCCACAGACUCAAGAGCUGCUGGACCGUGGCCUUGUCCUCUGGUUUCCAGGUCCUCGCAGUUUUACAGGAGAGGACUGCGCAGAGUUUCACAUUCACGGAGGUCCUGCUGUUAUAAAUGGAGUGUUACAAGCGCUUGGGAGUUUGCCAGGGCUGCGACCUGCAGAGGCAGGUGAGUUUACCCGACGGGCGUUCAGUGCUGGAAAACUGGACCUUACCGAAGUGGAGGGUCUGGGUGACCUGAUCCACGCAGAGACUGAGGCACAAAGGCGGCAGGCCCUCCGACAGAUGGCAGGAGACCUGGGCCGCAUCUAUCAAGACUGGAGUGAUCGUCUAAAGCGAUGCUUGGCACAUGUUGAAGCAUUCAUCGACUUCAGUGAGGAUGAACUCGUAGAGGAUGGAAUCUUAAAUGACGUGGAUGUAGCUGUUCGACAGCUGCAGACACAGAUUGGAGAUCACCUGUCGGAUCAGCGCAGAGGAGAGCGCCUGCGCACCGGCGUUCAGGUGGUCAUUGCUGGAAGCACCAAUGCGGGCAAGAGCAGCCUGCUCAACAUGCUGACUCAGCGUCCUGCUGCCAUCGUGUCUCCCACAGCGGGAACCACCAGAGAUGUGGUGGAGGUCCCUUUAGACAUGGGCGGCUAUCCUGUACUGCUGAGUGACACCGCAGGUCUGCGAGACACCACAGACAGCGUGGAGCAGGAGGGCGUCCGGCGCGCCAGGCAGAGGGUGGAGCAGGCAGAUGUUACUCUAGCGGUUGUCGACUUGACGCAGCUUCCUUCUGAGCCUCGAUUGAUGCCCGCCUUCCUUAGUGGACACUUGAGGAGCAUCCUGGAGCAAACAUCUGACAGGCGACAGUGUAUCCUGAUCCUUAACAAAAGUGACCUCAUCUCCACCGAGCAAAAGCGCAGCGUCCGAGCUUCGCUCAUGCAGGCUGGAAAUGUUCCCCAUUUCUGUUUUUUGUCAUGCCACACUAGAGAUGGUCUGCAGGAUCUCCUGACCGUAUUACAGGACAGAUUGAAGACAUUGUGUGGUGAUCCACUGUUAGGCAACCCAAGUUUGACUCAGACCCGUCAUAGGACUCACCUGCAGAAGAGCACAGAGGCUUUACAUCAGUAUCAUCAAUACAGAGAUGUGGAUCUGGUGCUGGCGGCAGAGGGGCUUCGUCUGGCUCUCUCCAGUCUGGGAAGGAUCACCGGUAAAGUUGGUGCUGAGGAAAUACUGGAUGUGAUUUUUAAAGACUUUUGCAUUGGGAAAUAGACUCGUACUGUGUCCCAUCUGAACAGCUCUUUGUGAGGAGUAAAUGUCUUUACUUAAAAUACAUGACACAA
This is a messenger RNA of Misgurnus anguillicaudatus (oriental weatherfish), 1759 nucleotides long. It is a transcript of the gene gtpbp3, whose product is annotated as GTP binding protein 3, mitochondrial. Gene Ontology annotation, biological process: tRNA wobble uridine modification; tRNA methylation. Gene Ontology annotation, cellular component: mitochondrion; cytoplasm. Gene Ontology annotation, molecular function: protein binding; GTPase activity; GTP binding. The record is from RefSeq and is a predicted model, not a curated record. NCBI's taxonomy places the organism in Eukaryota, Metazoa, Chordata, Actinopteri, Cypriniformes, Cobitidae.